AUGGAUCACUGUGAAUAUAAAGCGUCAACUCCGUAUGCAGUUAAUUUAUACAGCGAAGAAGCUAUAUCUCUUGAGAAAGAAAAUGAUAAUCUAAGAUCAAUUAUUAAAAAAUUAGAGAAGCGAAGAGAUUUUAAGGAUCCAACCACCAGCAUAAAAAUUGACUUAGAUAAAUUUCAAAUGAUUUUCGCUAAGCAAACUCGGUCAAUAUUCUGCGGUCCUACUUCCAUUAGGGUUUUUUUACAGAAUCUGAUGGCGAGGGAUUAUUACAUGUCGAAAUACAAAUUAGUCAAAGAACAAAGAAAAGACUGGAAGUUUAUGCAUAGGCCAAAAGCGGUUCAGUCCAAUAGUCUUAAAUAUGCAAUAUCCGUAGAUGUUUUGAUAGAACUAGAAAGCUUUUUACCAGAAUACUCGAUAUUGUUAGAAUACAUAACGCAAUUUUUUAAUGGUUUCUGGUUCAGAUUUUUGCCUAUUGUUGAUCGAGAUGACGUUUUACGAACUUUUAGAACUCAUUUUAAUUUAUCCCAUAGCAAUUUGAGAUAUCAGAUUGUUCUGCCAGAAAAUUCACAAGGCUUUGCCAAUCUAGCCUUAUUGUUGACAAUCUUUAAAUUUUCUCUAAAUUCAAAUUCACAUCUGUAUAGCGAAAGUUUCAACAAAUUUGAAGAUGAGAAUGAUAUACUAUUGGAGUUUAUUACAAAGCUAUUGGAUCACGCUCAGUAUUUGGUGAAGACUACUUUGCCAUCCCUACAGACGCUCUUUAUGUUACGUAUUUUUAGAAUGUUUAAUAUAAAGGAUGGUGAUGGGGGUGAUGGAAGCAAUGGUAAUAUAACUUUUGCAAUAUGCUUCGAAAUGGGAAUCACAUUGGGUCUACAUCAAAACAUAGAUAGAUUAUAUUACAAAAAGUCAGACAAUAGUAGACGUAUUUUGAAGAAUGUUUGGAAAUACUUGCUUUAUUAUGAUGCUAUUAACUCAUUUAGUCUAGGCGUACCUUUGCAUCUUUCAGAUGAAUACUUGAGAAAGCAAUUCUUGGAUAAUGAUGAUAAACUUGUUAAAACCAUCUUCAUGAUGAGAAAUCACUUAAAUAUCAUCUUGUCACCAAACUUAACUUAUUACGAUAUUGUGAAUUCUUUGGAGGAUGUACAAAGCUUUGUCUACCGAACUUUUAAAUCAUCAUUUGACUUAAUAAAAGAUUUUGGGGUUACUUUUAGUUUCGACACUUCGUCUGAUAUAAUACUAGAGUUCUUCUUAUCAAAUAAUUUACUUGCAAUGAUUCAGCACGGGUACUCCUUAUUGUUUUACGUUUUGAAAGACACAAAUAAGGAACUUAGCAAUAGGUCACAUAAUCUUGCAACCAAGUAUACAAUUUUAUUGCUUAUACCAUAUGUUGAGUUCAUUAAGAAAGCGAAGCUUUUAGAUUCUGGAAUUUAUUCGAGAGCAACUAGAAAUGAGGUUUAUACUUUUUUUAUGGGCAUGGAAAAUAAAUGGCGAGCCAUAGUGUUUUGCUUUUUCUCGCUUAUCACCGUCAUGAAGUCUGAGAAGAAAAAUAUCGACAGAAACUCAACACAUAAUGACUUUGUUUUACGUUUAUCUGAGCUUGUACUUAAUGAGAAAGAAAACCAGAAUAUAAAGGAUGAGGAAUACGGAGUGACAAAAAAUUCCAUAUUGCUAAUGAAGGUAAUAACUCGUUUUAUUGAUACUUUGAUAUUUUUGGAUACUAAUGGUGAAAAAGAACCAGGAAAGCUUUUAAAGUAUAUUAAUAAUUACAGUUUGUUUGUCAUAAAUGCUUUAGUGAGCAGUUUUAAAUUAUUUUUUAAGCAAGAGUCUACUCUUAAAUUUAUUCUGGAUUUUGAUCAAAUAAAAAUGGAUAUUAUAUAUGAUAGCAUGGAGGAAACAUAUCCAAGUUAUGCGCAUAUCAAAUCAUCAUUUGAUCCUUUGUCAAUAGUAAAUUUUUUUGAGGAAGAAAUGUUUGAAUAUUUCAAAAAUGAUUUUUUCGCGGUUGAAAUUCAAAACUUCAUAGAGAUGUAA
Messenger RNA from Priceomyces carsonii, 2022 nucleotides. Its product is annotated as fungal specific transcription factor domain-containing protein. The record is from RefSeq and is a predicted model, not a curated record. Gene Ontology annotation, molecular function: zinc ion binding; DNA binding. Gene Ontology annotation, biological process: DNA-templated transcription. NCBI's taxonomy places the organism in Eukaryota, Fungi, Ascomycota, Pichiomycetes, Serinales, Debaryomycetaceae. Bases 1 to 2022 code for a protein of 673 amino acids. The transcript has a single exon.